Molecule: messenger RNA, 1164 nt
Organism: Cylindrotheca closterium
Lineage: Eukaryota; Bacillariophyta; Bacillariophyceae; Bacillariales; Bacillariaceae
Source: the annotation of a GenBank genome assembly
AUGAAACCCCUUUCCACAAACUACGACGAAGCUAGCAGUGGAAGCGACGACAGUUCAGUGGAACAUGAACCAGUCGUAACGACCAAAGAACGACGACGAGAAUUGGAAGGUUCAGAGUAUGAAGAUGAUUCCGAUAGUGACAGCAGCAGCGACAGUGAUAGUUCCGAUGAUGACAGUUCGGAUAGCAGUAGUAGCAGCAGCAGUAGCAGCAGCAGUAGCGACAGUGAUGGCGAUUCGGAAUCGGGUGGAAAGAAGAAUAAGGACAGCGAGAAUGAUGAUGACGACGAAAACGAGCAAGAAAAUGUCUCUGCGGAUGCGGAAAAGAACGACAAAGAACCAGACUGGGAUGAUCCCGAAUUGCCGAUCUACGAACGCAUUCAACGAAGGGAACAAAAAGGCAUCUCCAUGUCAGAAUCACGACAACGAAAGGCCAAGGCAUUGGUAGCUGCGUCUCGUAAAUUGGCCAUGUAUCAAAAGAAGAAGAAUCAACGAGAAGAAGGAGAGAAUGAUCGUAGUGAGGGUAAUGGCGAUGAAAAUGAUGGCCGACCCCGCAAACGUUCCAAAUCCAAGCACACACCAACGGAAGUGUCGUCCAAACGCAAAGACUUUUUCCUCCGUGGUGCUCCCAAGCUGAAUGAGAGUGGAUUGGGUGUCGAAAUUGGUGCCAAUCGGUACAAGCCUCUGGACCCUCGAGCUUCCAAUCUCAGUGGUCACUUUAACGAAGACCAAUUUACGGAAAAUUAUGAAUUCUUACAGACCAUGCGCAAUAAAGAAAUCAAGAAACUAAAGCUGCACAUUGCAGCCCGCAAACUCAAGGGCCGUCGAGGCCAGGCUAAGCGUCAACGGUUGGGUAUUACCAAUACGGGAUCACUGGAAGAAGAUCAAGACAAGCUGAAAGAGUUGCAACAAGCUAAGGCCGACUGGGAACGCAAAAAGUUGAAUCGCGAAGCCAAGCGUGCCGUCAAGAAACAGUUGAAGGACCAAGUGGAAGCCAAGGGACAAGAUGGGGUCUACUUUCUCAAACGCAAGGAAAAGCGAAAAUUGGAGCUACAGGCCAAGAUGGAUGCCAUUCGAAAAUCCAAGGGCCAAACCGCUGUGGACAAGGCUGUCAACAAGCGGCGACAAAAGCAAAAAUCAAAGGAUUCCAAAAUCUUUGCUCGAUAG